This is a messenger RNA of Leptomonas pyrrhocoris, 2201 nucleotides long. Its product is annotated as putative pteridine transporter ft5. The record is from RefSeq and is a predicted model, not a curated record. Gene Ontology annotation, cellular component: membrane. Lineage: Eukaryota; Euglenozoa; Kinetoplastea; Trypanosomatida; Trypanosomatidae. The transcript has a single exon. The coding region runs from base 99 to 2201 and encodes 700 amino acids.
GAAGUCCUUCCCAAACGUCACGCUGAAGAUACUCCCACAUACACAUCGACACACGAUAAAAGAAGAGGCGAAUCAAAGGAAGGAAGGGAGAGUAAACGAUGCGUUCCAAUAACCGCGGCACCUCCCCGGCGGCGGAGGUAAUCAUGGACGAGAGCAGCUCCUCCACGCCCAACGACAGCGCUCCCUCCGGCGGCGGCGACUACCACCAGAAGGCAUUGGUGACGAACGAGCAGGACUACGUGCAUCCGGAGUCGAUGGGCAUCGCCAACUGCGCCCCGGUGAUCCUCCGCAUCCCGUUCUACGGUCGCAGUGUGCAGUACCUCGGACCGAAGGUGCCCAGCAUGCUCGCCAUUUGCAACUUCAUGCAGCGAGGGCUGGCAAACAACUUGAUCAACUACUCCAAGUUCGCCAUGUUCCGCUCCCGCUUCGGCAUCUCCGCUGAGCGCUAUCAGCGCCUGGCCGGCAUCGCAGGUCUGGGCUGGUCGCUGAUGGCCUUCACCGCCGUCUUCACAGACACUUUCGCCUUCGUUUUCCACACGAAGCGGUGGUACCUGGUGAUUUCCUGCCUGCUCGGCUUCGCCUUUGCCCUCGGCUUCGCGCUGCUGCCGGCGCAGCAGUCCUCUGCGAACACCGGAGCCGCCUUCAUGUUCCUGACGGUGUGGAGUAUUGCGAAUGUGAUCAUCCUGGUAGCCGGUCAGUACAGCCGUCUGCUCCGUAAGUCCCCCCGCGCCGGCCCGCCGCUGGUCGGCGUCGUCUACAGCUGCAUUAUGAUUGGAGGAAUUAUCUCGGCCGGGGUGCAGGGCCCGCUGUCCGACCGCAACCUGCAGCAGGUGGGGAUGUACAUCGCCGCCGUGGCGCAGCUCGUGCCCGCCGCCUUCUUCGCCAUGAACUGGCUGCAGGAGAAGACGAACGAGAAGGAGCGACUGGAGGACUGCGAGAACAACUACCAGCAGGCCUUGAUCGAGGCACGGCGCUGGGACGAGGAGCACGGUCUGUCCUCCUCCACGGAGAACGAAGAGGGCGACGACAGCGGCGGUGUCGUGGUGAAGAGGCUAGACGCGGACGACGAGGAGAAUGACUCGCCGCGUGCGCCGGUGGUGGCGGCAGCGCUGGAGGACGAGCUGGACAACAACAACCCUCCGCCAACCGCAGCCGCCCACCCCGACGGAGCCCCGCCGCGCCGCGUUGAUCAGGUCGUGCGCGAGGAGCCCCGCAUCACCCGCGUUCUUCUCGGCAUCAUCGAAGUGAACCACACCGUGGUGACCGACAACUGGAAGAUCGUGUUGUACUGUGUUGUCAUGACCGCUGGUGUGAUUGCCAUGACGGUCGUCACGGUUCUCGGGAACAGCUACGACCUCCUCUACUGCUCGAUUGCUGUCUCCGUCGUGUGCAUCCUGCUCGCGUUCUACUCCCUGCCGCUCGCGAUUGCCAAGGCGAAUGUGUAUAUCUUUUUGCAGCAGCUGUUCUACCUGCAGCUGCCGGGGGCGCUGGACAGCUUCUACAUGGCGCCGGCAUCGUGCCUGCCCGAGGGGCCGCACUUCACCUACACCUUCUACACCACCGUCGGCAGUAUCAUCGGCAACGUGGGCGGUUUGAUCGGGGUCGCGCUCUUCACCUACGUCUUCUCCAAGAUGAGCUACCGCGUGACGAUGGUGGUUGCGACGAUAGUGCAGAUCAUCGCCUCCAUCUUCGACCUCAUCAUCGUCAAGCGCUGGAACGUGGCGAUUGGCAUCCCGGACCACGCCAUGUACAUCCUGGGCGACCAGAUCGUCUACCAAACCUGCUACUACCUCUCGUACAUGCCGAUUGUGCUGCUGCUGUCGCGGCUGCUGCCACGCGGCACGGAGUGCAUGGUGAUGGCUGUCAUGUCUAGCCUCGGCAACUUCGGUGCCGCGCUGUCGAACUCCGUCGGUGCCUUGGUGAUGGAGCUUGGGUGGCCGGUGGUGGCGGACGUGGCGAACAACGUCUGCGACUUCAAGAACGUGCCCUACUUGAUUCUGGUGGGCCACUUCGCGUGCCCGCUGCUCAUCUUCCCGCUGACGCUGAUGCUGCCGGCGGCGAAGAUAUCGGACGAUAUCGACAUCGACGGGAAGGUGAUUCGCAAGAAGGUGCAGGCAGCCGCAGAGGAGGAGGAAGAGGAGGAGGGACACGCGAGGGAGAACCACCCCGCUGCGUCGGAGCCGCUGCGUGAAGAUCACUAG